Messenger RNA from Wickerhamiella sorbophila, 2001 nucleotides. RefSeq lists its product as hypothetical. Gene Ontology annotation, biological process: regulation of DNA-templated transcription. Bases 1 to 2001 code for a protein of 666 amino acids. Gene Ontology annotation, molecular function: DNA-binding transcription factor activity, RNA polymerase II-specific; zinc ion binding. The record is from RefSeq and is a predicted model, not a curated record. The transcript has a single exon. NCBI's taxonomy places the organism in Eukaryota, Fungi, Ascomycota, Dipodascomycetes, Dipodascales, Trichomonascaceae.
AUGGCUGUACCGCAAAACCGUCCCUUCCCUACCGCACCCUUGCAAUCGUCCAGCGAAACCCCGCUCGCCCACCCGCCAGCGACCGCGGCGUUCACUCUCCCCUCCAUCACCUCUCUGCUACCCCAGGAUCAAAUCGUGCUUGAUUUUCGGCGGCAGAGUGCUCCCACGGGAUCCAAACCAGUACAAGUAGUUGAGAAUCCUGUGACGAUGCGGAGUAUGAGCUACCCACAUUCCUCAAUGUUUUCGAACCCGCACUCAACCGGGACCCCAAUGAUGGUGCCCGUGAUGUAUCCGGGUUACCCUGGAACGGUCCCUGCACAUAGUGCUCACAAUGUGGUGCCUUCGUUGCAUCACCAAUCCCGCCAAUCGACGGCAACCCCCCAAAACGGUUCCGCUGGUUCCGCUGGUUCCGCUGGUCCCACUGGUCCCGCUAAGCCGUUGCACCAACAGCCCCCAAUGGCGCAGGUGGUUGUAACUCCGCCCCCGCCUUCUGCCGACAGACAACUUCAAGCUAUUUCGGGAACACAGCUCAAUGGACAUCCAUCAGAACCUCAGAACCUUAACUAUUCGGCAAAGCCACCCACCCAGCCUCAGCCUCAGCCUUACUUCGUGGCCUCGGGUGGGGCCGUGCCCAGAAUGCCCCCUUCCGCAGCACAAAUCAGCUCUUCUACGCCUCAGCAGUUGCAUAAAGCACCGGGAAUGAUACCACAGAUGCCUAUUCCUCAAAGCAUCAACCCAACCCAGCCUAUGGGCCCUACAGUACCCGCGAUGAUCCAUGUUCCAGGCAUGAUGGCUCCCACGGGGCCUCCUACUGCAGGUAUUCACCCCGGUAGUAUGACCAUGCCGGUCAUGGGAAUGCAAAUGAAUGUUCCACCCAUCAUGCGAGGUGCCUCGGUCAACCGCUUCCCAGCUGAUCAGGCGAUGGCUCAAAACCAUCCUUACCUGAGCGCAGCCGCAGCUGUAGCAAAUGGUCAACGCGCGUAUAUGUGGGCACCGACCAAUGUGUCGCAAUCACAGCCGUUCACACAGGAAAUCAAAAGAAGGACAAAAACCGGCUGUCUGACCUGCAGAAAACGCCGCAUCAAGUGUGACGAAAAGUACCCUGUGUGCAAAAACUGUUCCAAGUCAGACCGUAUUUGCUUGGGGUAUGAUCCAGUGUUUGGCGUCGGUAAGGGAUCCAGAACCAUUAAUAUAAGAGCUCAACGACGGGAUUUCUGUCAGAGACACAGCAUCAAGGGCGCCGCUGAUGGCGCCGACAAAGAGAUUACCAAGGUCACAGAGUGGAGCGAGGUAGCAAAAAUUUUCGCCGAACAUGCUGCCCCCCAGCUCGAUAAACUUUUUGGCGUACAGCGCUUCACAAACAUUACAAACGAAGUACUCGCACAGUUUGAACGUGGUGAAAGCAUGCACCCUCGUGAGACAAGAUUGGCAGGAGAACUUGAAGUAAUGAGACUAUUUAUGGCUAUUGUUCUUCCUUACUACGAUUUCGAGUCUCUGGAUGUACUCGAUAUUGUCAGCGGGUCUCUGGAUAAGCUUCGCGUCGCCGAAAACUAUCGUCUUCUUCGAGCAGUGUAUGACACUUUCACUCUGGCUGGAUCUAAGACGCUGGCGGUGUCACCCUUAGAUGAGCAACUUGUUCCUCGUUUGCAGGUUUUAAACCGUUUAAUUUAUGCUCUUCCGGCAGCACAGCUGCGAUCUCCAAUGCAAAUCGAUCAUGUGGAGCGCGCUAAGAGCCCUGUGCAAGCUGCCGACCUUUGGCCGUUGCUGGUGGAAAUGGCGCAAGGACUUAGUCUUUCUGCCACCCAAAUUGAUUAUAUUUGUGAAUUAUCGCAGCAGCCAGAGGCCGGUAUUGCAGAGUCUAUGCUCCUCGUGGGUGUGUUGUCGGCGGCAUCUCCUUUGAACCGUCCUCGGGUGUGCAAUGCUCUUCUCGAGUCUCGCUCAAAGGCUGAUGCGCUUUCGCUCACUAUUAUCGAGCUUGCACUUGCAUACGAAUCGAAGUAG